Molecule: messenger RNA, 1308 nt
Organism: Trachemys scripta elegans
Lineage: Eukaryota; Metazoa; Chordata; Testudines; Emydidae
Gene: PBK
Product: PDZ binding kinase
Exons: 6
Coding region: 1-894 (297 amino acids)
Biological process (GO): protein phosphorylation
Molecular function (GO): ATP binding; protein serine/threonine kinase activity
Source: RefSeq, a predicted model, not a curated record
AUGGUUCUGAAGCACUGGCUGCUCCGUUACACGUUCUGCACCGUCGUUACUUCCCCCAAAGGAUCUCCUAAGGGCUUGUCUCAUUCCCCAUGGGCUGUGAAGAAAAUUAAUCCAAAAUGUGACAAUAAGCAGCAAAAUAUAUAUCAACAGAGACUGAAUGAAGAAGCCAAGAUCCUGAAAAACCUUCAGCACCCAAACAUUGUAGGAUACCGUGCAUUUACUCAGGCCAACGAUGGAAGCAUGUGCCUUGCUAUGGAAUACGGAGGAGAAAAAUCUCUCAAUGACUUAAUUGAAGAGAGAAAUACAAAACAUCAGGGCCCUUUUCCUGCUGCUACAAUUCUCAAAGUUGCCUUGAACAUGGCAAGAGGGUUGAAGUAUCUGCAUAACGAUAAAAAACUGCUCCACGGAGACAUCAAGUCUUCUAACGUUGUCAUUAAAGGUGACUUUGAGUCGAUAAAAAUCUGCGAUGUGGGAGUGUCCCUGCCACUGGAUGAAAACAUGACUGUGAGUGACCCGGAGGCACUGUACAUUGGCACAGAGCCAUGGAAACCUAAGGAAGCUCUGGAGGAUGGUGGUGUCAUCACUGAUAAGGCGGACAUCUUUGCUUUUGGACUGACUCUGUGGGAGAUGAUGACCCUUUCCAUACCGCAUCUGAACCUGCCUGAUGAUGGUGACGAUGACGACGAAGAGACUACAUUUGAUGAAGAUGACUUUGAUGAGGAGGCAUAUUAUGCAGCUCUGGGCACCAGGCCACCACUGAACAUGGAGGAGCUGGACCAGUCAUACCAGAAAGCGAUUGAAAUGUUUUCCAUCUGCACGUGUGAGGACCCGAAGCAGCGUCCCUCUGCUGCACACAUUGUUGCAGUCUUGGAGGAAGAGAUGCAUCACCAGUAACUGACGACUUCAUAUCUCUGCAUUCUGAUGUGGAGGCAUCUACAUGUAAUUUCAGUAUUUCUCCUCCUACGCUGAUAGUUAUGCAAGAAUCCAGUGUAACCUAAAUUCUUGGUAUUGGGGCUUCUUGAGAUGAUCAGCAGUGAGACAAUGCCAACCAGAGGGUUAGCUUUAGACAUACAUUGCGAAAACUUGGUUUUGUAAAUACCCUAAGAAACUCAAGAGCAUGUAAACUUACUUUACAACUUUUUCAUAAGAUAUAGGGAAUUCUUUAAGAAAUAACCUUUGCACUGGAUGAGUUUAUAGCAUUCUGUAGCUUUAAACAAAUAUUAAGCAUUUGAGAAAAGCCUAGUAAUUCCUUAAAACAGAUAGUUCUGAUGUGAAUUUGAAUUAAUAAAAUAUUGGCUUGUAGCAAGA